Molecule: messenger RNA, 2265 nt
Organism: Ochotona curzoniae (black-lipped pika)
Lineage: Eukaryota; Metazoa; Chordata; Mammalia; Lagomorpha; Ochotonidae
Gene: AFM
Product: afamin
Exons: 15
Coding region: 129-1928 (599 amino acids)
Biological process (GO): protein transport within extracellular region; vitamin transport
Cellular component (GO): blood microparticle; cytoplasm
Molecular function (GO): fatty acid binding; zinc ion binding; vitamin E binding
Source: RefSeq, a predicted model, not a curated record
AGAUUAAGCAGGUUACAUUUUUACUAGUAGGGUCAAAGAAUAAUAUAAGAACGUGACUUUCCUGAGUCAUAUUGCCUUCUGUUGUUAAAGCAAAUGGUAAGAAAUCCACCUCCUGCCCCAAAACAGAAAUGAGACAAUUAAACCUUACAGAUUUUGUUUUUUUCUUUUUGUUCUUGACUGAAUCCUUAACUCUGACCACAAAGCCUCAGGAUGUAGAUGACUUGAGCGUUACACAGAACUUCAUAGAAGAGAACACUGGAUACCUCACCAUCAUUGAAUUUGCUCAAUAUGUUCAGGAAGCAACUUUUGAGGAAGUGGAGAGGCUCAUGAAUGACAUGCUAGAACACAGAAGGAAAUGCAUGGCGGACAAGACACUUUCAGAAUGUUCAGAAACCACUAAUAACAUUUUACAGGAAAAGAUUUGUGCUAUGGAAGGGUUGCCUCAAAGAUAUAACUUUUCACACUGCUGUAGUAAAGUCGACUUUGAAAGACGGCUCUGUUUCUUCUACAACAAGAAAGCUGAUGUGGGAUUUUUGCCUCUUUUCCUUACUCUGGAUCCCGAAGAGCAGUGCCAGGCCUAUAAAAACAGCAGAGACUCUUUUCUGAAUCACUAUAUAUAUGAAUUUGCCAGAAGGAACCCUUUUGCCUUCGCUCCUACGCUUGUAACUGUGGCUGCCCGUUUUGAGGAGGUGGCAAGCACGUGCUGUGAAGAACAACACAAAGCCUCCUGUUUUGGAGUUAGGGCAGCACCUGUCACACGGUACUUGAAAGCAUUGUCUUCUUAUCAAAAAAAUGUCUGCGGGGCCUUCAUGAAAUUUGGACCCCAAGUUUUAAACUCGAUAAAUAUUGCUAUACUCAGUCAAAAAUUUCCCAAGAUUGGAUUCAAGGAGCUUACUUUUCUCCUAGAAGAUGUUUCUUCCAAGUAUGAUGGAUGUUGCAAAGGGGAUGUUACACAUUGCAUCCGUGGCAUGGACAAGGUUGUGAGCCACAUUUGUUCAAAACAAGAUUCCAUCUCCAGCAAAAUCAAAGAGUGCUGUGAAAAGAAAAUACAAGAACGCGGCGAGUGCAUACUUAACUCAAAUAAAGAUGACAAACCAAAGGAUUUAUCUUCAAGAGAAGCAAAAUUUACUGACAAUGAAAAUUUGUGUGAAGAACGAAAUACUGACCCAGACACCUUUUUUGCUGAGUUUCUUUAUGAAUAUGCAAGGAGACAUCCAGACUUGUCUAUUCUGGAGCUUUUGCGAGUUGCUGAAGUAUACAAGGAUGUCAUAGAAAAUUGCUGCAACACAGAACACCCUCGGACUUGUUACCACAGUGUGGAAGACAAAUUCAAUGAGACAACUGAAAAAAGCCUCAAGAUGGUACAACAAGAAUGUAAACGUUUCCAGAAUUUGGGGAAGGAUGGCUUGACGUCUUACUACCUUAUCAAACUCACCAAGACAGCGCCCCAGCUCCCCACUGAAGAACUGAUCUCUCUGGGCAAGGAGAUGGUGGUGGCCUUGACCACCUGCUGCACGCUAAGUGAAGAGUUUGCCUGUGUGGAUAAUUUGAUGGACUUAGUUCUUGGAGACCUGUGUGGUGUCAAUCAAAAUCGAACCAUCAACCCUGCUGUGGACCACUGCUGUCAGACCAGCUUCGCCUUCCGAAGGCCCUGCUUGGAGGGUCUGGAAGCUGACCCAAUGUAUGUGCCUCCACUCAUUGCGCAAGAUGUGUUUGCCUUUCGUGCAGACUGGUGUCAGGCUCAGGAUGAAGAGCUCCAGAGAAAGCAAGACAGGUUUCUUGUCAACUUAGUGAAGCUGAAGCCUGAACUCGCCAAUCAGGAGGUGCAGUCUUUAUUCACUAAUUUCACUGACACAGUGGAGAGUUGCUGCAAAGCCAAGGCACCCGAAGCCUGUUUUAACCAAGAGCGUCCAAAAAUUGGCAGUUGAAGACAGGUUGCUUGAGAAACAGUUAUAAAUUGCUCAAGCAAGUUUCCUGUAUGUCCUCUGGUAAACUUCAUUUCCCGAAGAGCAAUGUACAAAGGUUCAUCUGUAACCUUCAUCUGAAAUUGUGUUAUUGCAGCAAGCAAUAAACACAAAAUUGUGGUUAUUUCCCAUAUUGCUGUCAUUUAUCAUCCAAUCAUAAAGUUAAGCAGUCAUUGUUUAUUCAUUCCAUCAACUUUUUUUUUCCUUGCUGGCAAAGUCUGCCUUGCUCUGAGCAAUUUGAACUUGGAUUCAAAGCUGUGUGUUUCUAGAUCUCGCACUUGUCAUUCAUUACUGGAAAGAA